Paramuricea clavata is the source of this 1344-nucleotide messenger RNA. Lineage: Eukaryota; Metazoa; Cnidaria; Anthozoa; Malacalcyonacea; Plexauridae. The record is from the annotation of a GenBank genome assembly.
AUGCAAGGGGGUAAUUCAGCAAUUAAUCGUCACCUUAAAGCUUUGCGCGUUCCUGUUUUUGAUGGUACCAAGGCCAAAUUUGAAGAAUUUUGGAGCUUGUUUCUGAGUUUAGUAGAUGCUUCAAAUGAACCCAUCAAUCUCAAAACGGCAAGAUUACAGCAAAGUUUAACCGGCCGAGCCCAUGAUGCAAUUCGAGGUCUAGGGGUAUCAGAACCCAAAUACACAGAAGCGAAAGAAAUUCUUAAGACAAAGUUUGGUGGGCAACGUCGGCAACUAAGAGCUUACAUGGAUGAGUUAGACAGUAUACCAGCACUGCGUUAUAAUGAUGUGGACAAUUUUGAAAGGUUUGCUGAUUUAGUGAGAGUGGCGGUUGUGAAGCUCAAAGCAGAAAACCGACAAGCAGAGCUUGGAGAGGGAACAUUGCACAAUCAACUCGUACGGAAGUUACAUGAUCGACAUUUAGAGUGUUACAGUCGUUGGUUAAACGUUCAUAACAAAGAACCAGCAGUUACUAGUUUGUGUGACUGGUUAAAAGAAGAAGUGGCAAUCAAGAUUGAAGCGAAAGAAAUGGCUCAUGGGUUGGAUGAGAAACUGUUACCUGAGCGACGACUCCCGAGAGGAAAACCUGAUGAAGGUCGCCCAAGGUCAUACUUUACUGGAAAAGAAGUGGACGACCGCUUUCAAAACUGUAUAGAAAAACGAGAAGAGAGAACCAAGCCACCCUGCGUUUUCUGUGGUCAGGGUAACCAUGGGAUAUGGAAUUGCAACCAAUUUAAACAGAAAACAGUCGGAGAACGGUGGAAAGUUGCAAAAGAAAAGUAUCUGUGUUUUCGUUGUUUAUCCAAUGAGCAUCGUGGAAAGAAUUGUAGACGGACUCGCCCAUGUGAUGUUGAUGGAUGUCAGCUCACUCAUCACCGACUACUUCAUGACACCGCCCAAAGCAGGAAACCAGGUCCUGUACUUCCAGACGAGAGGGCGGAUCCUUCACGGGAGGGGGCAGAGAGUUUGACAAAUCUUACUAUGACAUCGAACCGGUCCAAAUUGCAACCAGAGGCAACCUCAUUCAGAACAGUUCCAGUUUGGGUAAAAGCUAAUGGAAAAAAGGUGAAAGUGAAUGCAGUGUUAGAUGAUGCCUCAAAUGAAUCUUUCAUGAAUGAAGAAGUUGCUGGCCUCCUUGGAUUGAGAACUACUUGGCAAUCUGUACAAGUACGAGUGUUAAACGAUUCUGUCGAAACCUUCAGGUCAAUGCCGCUGCAGAUCGAUUUAGAGAGUGAUGAUCGCCAGUUCACUAAAACCAUAAAUGUUCAAACCUGUCCUAGAGCAGUUACAGGGAGCUAUCAAGUG